Funneliformis geosporum is the source of this 570-nucleotide messenger RNA. The record is from the annotation of a GenBank genome assembly. NCBI's taxonomy places the organism in Eukaryota, Fungi, Glomeromycota, Glomeromycetes, Glomerales, Glomeraceae.
AUGAACUUUAAUAAUGGCUUGUUUAGUUCAGGAACAGCUGAUAAGUAUUUUCAAUACGGAGGAAAUAACGAACACAGUCAAGGUCAGUCUUCGUCAACCUCAACACCACACCAAACCAAACCGAUCUCUUCUAGAACGCCAAGGCCUCUCGGGCUCAAGAGAACUACGUCGAAUAACAACUAUCCCGUGAAACAAGAUGAAGUCUCAACCUCAAUUAUACAAAAUGAUCGAUUUAAGAAUCAUGCUUCUGGCAUGACGAAUAUGUAUCAAACGGACGAGUCGCCAACAACAUUAACUAAAACACCGACGUACGAAUAUUACGGAUUCGUUCUGUAUUUAUCUUCAUUUAUCGCAUUCGUAUUGAUAUCAAUCAAUUUUUUAAACACGGCUCCAUAUGAUUCUUAUCAUACCAUAACAGACGAUCAUGCAAACGUGGGACAGAAUUUAUCACAAUUAUCUGGCAUAACUGAUGAUUUUGUUCCAGAAUUGCAUGACAUACCAAUUGGUAUAGUUAAUGCAUGUUUAUAUCAAAAUGUUGAUGGUUUUUAUACUUAUGAUGGUGAAGCGUAA